AUGGCGUCGAUAAUGCGCGUCGCGUUCACGCUCGCCAUCGCCCUCUUACGCAUCACCACCGCGAUCGCGCGCGUGAUCGCGCGCGGCUGCUCCGCGCUCGUCGGCGAGCGGUGGUUCGAAGACGACGUCGUUGGGGACGAGCACGCGAAAGACGACGAAGACGACGAAGACGAAGACGAAGACGAAGACGGGCGAGACGCGCGGCAGAUCCCAGAGCGCAUCGCGGCGUCGACGUCGGACCGCGGGCGGCAGUUCGAGAAGCUCCGCGCGUACGAGGCGUGGCGAGAGGAGUUUGGGAUCGAUCGCAUCUUGGAGACGCCGAAACCGUACUUUGACGCGGUGAAACGUUUGUAUCCGCACGCGUUGCACGGCGUCGGACGCGCGCGGGGGGGAGGGGCACACGUGCAGAUUGAAAAGGCUGGGCAAUUCGGGACGCUUUUGGAGACUCUUCGGGAGGAUUUCGGCGUGGAUGAUCCGGCGCGCGUCGUCGUCGAACACGUGUCGUACGUCAUGACCUUUGUGUUUGAAGAGUUGGAUACGCGUCCUUGGCCGUUCGGGAAGACGAUACGAAUCGUCGACGUGAGUCAGCUCGGGAUGAAUGAUUUAUCAUUCGACGUCUUUGAGUUUUUACGGUACAUGUCCGACACGUCCAAGCGCGCGUUCGUCGAGCGCGUUCACAAGAUUUACGUCUUGCACCCGCCGGCGGUUUUCAGGGUCCUCUUUAACGCGUUCAAGCCGCUCUUUUCCGAGAAAACGUUGAAACAAAUCGUCGUGUGCGGUACGCUGGGUGAGUUCACGGAGUCCGUCAAGAGUGAGGUGGACUUGAGAGACAUCCCGCGAGAAUACGGCGGCGAGUGCGCCUGUGAGAAUUGUUGGACCGACGACGAACGCGAGCGUCGACUUCGCGCGCACGCGCUUUCGCUCACCGCUCGAUCCGGGCGUUCGACGUAG
Messenger RNA from Ostreococcus tauri, 951 nucleotides. Its product is annotated as CRAL-TRIO domain. Lineage: Eukaryota; Viridiplantae; Chlorophyta; Mamiellophyceae; Mamiellales; Bathycoccaceae. The record is from RefSeq and is a predicted model, not a curated record. The coding region runs from base 1 to 951 and encodes 316 amino acids. The transcript has a single exon.